Messenger RNA from Penicillium crustosum, 1017 nucleotides. RefSeq lists its product as uncharacterized. The record is from RefSeq and is a predicted model, not a curated record. NCBI's taxonomy places the organism in Eukaryota, Fungi, Ascomycota, Eurotiomycetes, Eurotiales, Aspergillaceae. Bases 1 to 1017 code for a protein of 338 amino acids. The transcript is spliced from 2 exons.
AUGACGGACUUUCGAAUGCCCCUCCACCAAGGGCCUCCUGCCCGGAAGCCCCUCUCUGGUGCCCAGCACGGACCACGCACAGUCGGACUCGAACCACAUCCUCCAACGUGUUGCCCUACUCAAGCGGCUCGCAGCACUACCACGGCGCUCCCCCCGCCACCUCCUAUUCCUCAAAUGACUCUUCCUCCUCACCCACCCUCUCGACGCAUGUCUAGCACCACUACCUCGACCUCGUCCACCGGCAACCACCCGACGGUACAUGCGGGGCAUGGUGUUUCUGACAUCCGGCGAACCGCCUCGUCUCGCUCUGCCAACUCUCAGCUUGGAUAUGUGGCCCUCAUGCGGCGGCAAAAGGCCACCGUCUGGUGUGACCGGGCACAGCCCGAGGACGCCAGAUCCCGCGAACAAGCCCUGCGGGACAAGAAGAGAGCGUACCUUGAAGUUCAUGGCGCUGGCCGGUCAGGAACCUUGGCUAGUGGCAAGAUCCGACAUGGUCCUAAGGGAGCUGCUGAGUUCUCGCCCUCAAAUCUAGUCGGCGCAAAGGUCCCCGUGCGAUUGAGUGCGAACGAGGUCGGCGAUGGGGAUGAGGACACUCUCAGCAGUGAUGGUGGCGCAAUUCACAGACGAACCGGCAGCGGCCGCAGCUCUCUGGGAAGUGCCCACCGUUACCCGAGUGGAUACUCGCGGCCACAAGGAACGAUGGGCAGCAACAGCACGCCCCCGAACGAGAAGACUGACCUGCCAGAAGUGUCUGAAAAUACGCCCGCGGAGAUGCACGAAGAAGAGAAGAGCCGACUGUCAUCUCUCCACAAAGAUGAUACCGCAACAACACACAGCAGCGAGCACGAGCAAGACGACUUUGUUGGUGACAUGCAGGCUCCGAGCGCCGCCACUGCGGCAGCCGAGAAAGCCAACAGGGCAGCCGAGCUGCGACGACGAGGCAGUGUGGACGAGCGAACUACUACCAUGACCAAUGUGCGACUUUUCGUCGCAAAUCCCGAUUCAGACAGUGACUGA